AGGAGGCGCUGCUGCUGGUGUGAGCUGAAGAAGCGCUGAAGCCUCGAGUGUUGGAGCGGUGAGGGUCGAUGGUCGAAGGCGGAAAGCAUGCUUAUAUAUUUUAGCACGAUGGAAAUUUUUGUUAGAAUAGGUUUCAUCAAAACUCUCAAGAGACUUCCAUCAUGUUAAAAUGCCGGCGAGGAUUGGACUGGUGAACCAUGUCAAAGAAGCCAGACAAGCAUGAAGUGGGCCGUGCCAAAGGGAGCCGGCUGGCACGCCGGGCACGCUCCUUCAAGGAAGACAUUCUGGGAAAAAUACACCAGAUGAGAACGCCCAGUCGGGCUGCCUCUCCACAGCAGCCACACAAGGCCAGGCCUCGGGCCCGGGACAACGAGCUGGACGCACCCACUACCAACCCAGCAAGUCCAGCCGGCAGCCCAAGCAAGGGUGAUUCACAAGUGAACAAUGACAUGAAGCAGAUCUCCAACGCCUUGCGAUAUUUUCAAGACUCAGUUGAAAAAGACACCUUGGGCCACCUGCCUGGCUCUGCAAGCAUUGUGCUGGAAUAUGUGUUGCACCUUAUCUCGCUUCUCAAGAAAGACCUCAUCAAUGACCAGAGUUCGGUGCUCAUGUCUACAACCAAUCAAGUCUACCAGAGCUUAUCAAGGUUCAUUGAAUGGGCAGACGAUGUAAUGCUGAACAGAGAGCGGGCAACCAUGGAAGGUGUUAACCAGGUUGUCCAAUCUCUUCAAGAUUCUCUUAAGGCCUUGAUUGAAGUCAGCCAAAAGCAGUCCCAAAACAAGGACAAAAACAAGCACAUGGGUACCACUACUCCCAAUGGCAUCUACAGUUCUAAAGGAGACAGCAACAGCCAUCGCAACUCUCUGCCGGAGCUGCCCCUGACCCCUCGUGAGCGGCAGAUCCUGGAGUCUACACGAAUUCCAGACAACGGGGCCACAGUGGUGGCUACAGCGGUGCCCCCCAAGGGCCCUCUCUGCCAUUCGGCCUCCUCCGACAGCAUUCUCAGCUCGGCCCUGCGGCCAGACUUUCCACCUCCCAAGCCGCCCCUCCCGCACUUAACACCACCCAGAAGCCAGCUUGGUGGUUCCAGCUUGGAUGCAGUGGCCCCUCCCCUGCCGCCAAAAAAGAAGUCCGGGGCACUCAGCUCCAACUCUAACCUCCUGGAGCCUCUGUCAGCAGUGCUGCGUUCGCCACUGUUCGGGGACUGGCAAGGCAGCAGCACCCUUAGCGGUGCCAGCAGCUUCGAGUCCUGCCUGCAUCAUUCAGCUGACGAUCUCCUGGGCAUAUCUUCACCAGCCGCCUGGACUGCCACCACCCACAAGACAAGCUAUCAAAGCUUCAGCUACAACACAUGUACCGCUACCGUCAGCGGCCGAAGCGACAGUGUCGACCAGCUGCUUAGUCACUCAUCAUCAUCAACACAUAUAUCAGCCAUGAAGCAGGUGGACAAAACAUUUGCUUCUGUCAGCCACCAAUCAUUUGAGCUGACGGGGUCUGCUUUUGGAACUAGUGUGGAUGAAAUCAAACCAGCCCUUCCCAUCAAGCAACGUUCUGCCAGAACAAGGACACCAUCUCAGUAUGACAACGUUUCAGAUGCUGAGGAUGUGGUAGACGGUGAAAGAUGGAAAAGCGAACACUGGCACACCACAGAUAUGAUGGGCUGCAAGGUGAUUGGCCAUGAGCCAUCAUGUCCACAGCAUGGCCAGCUGACAAAUGCCUCUUCGACAAAAGCUGCAGCUGAGGAUGGCCGACCACCGCCCCUUCCUCCAAAGAAAAAAAUGAUCCAGGAGUACAUCCAGACAUUUGGCAGCUACUCGCAGCCUGCAGAGCAGCAGGAUUUUUUCAACAGUGGUCGUCUGUACACGUACCAAGCUGCACACUACAAGCAAGAGCAGAUGUCUUUUGCUAGCCUGGGAAGCGAUGAGUUCCUUAGCAGCUCUCUGCUAGAUGCAACUUUGGCAGCACCCUUUGAACUGAGUUCUCCACCUGCUCUGCCGCCCAAGAAGAACAGGAGUAGUUCCUUGGGUGUCCAAGAUAGUCUCAUGUUGCCUACGCGCCAGUCCUACGCGUCUCUUGGUUCAGGGACCUGCUUAGACACCCCUCAGCCUUUAAAAGCUAUUGAAGAUGCCCUGCCCGAUGAGAAUGGAGAGAGCUUGAUUGAUCUGCAAGAUGUCAGCGAUCACUUGAUCUUUGGUGAUAACCCAAAUGAUGUACGAGGACUCAAGGGAGGGCCAGCUGAUGCUCUCAUAAUUCAUGCUACUGCAGUACCGGAAAACAGUGAAAAAGAGUACUUCUAUCAGGAGGCCUUCCUAACAACGUACAAGACAUUUGUGAGUCCUAUGGAUCUAGUGAACAAGCUCAUCUACCGCUACAACAAGUUCAUCCAGUUCUCAGACACGCGGCAAAAAUACGCUCGGUGGGCCUUCUCACUCCUGGUUCGUGUUGUGGACGACCUUGGGCUGAGUGAUGCGGGCCCGGACAUGGUGCGCUGUCUGACAGCAUUCUCGCACCAACUCGUGGGCCGGGGAGACCUGAGCCUGGCAAGGGCUCUGCGGGCCAAGGUGGUAGAGAAGUGGGAAGCGCACGCACAACUGCACGCUGGAGGCCCCUGGGGCACAACAGGGGCUGGGGGAGCCCCUCCUGGUUGCGGCGGUAGCCUUGCCAACUUGCGUGUCACCACCCAGCCGGCCACCUUGCUCCAGUUCAAAUCAGAGCUCCUAGCCGAGCAGAUGACCCUGCUUGAUGCUCACCUCUUCCAGCGCAUUGACAUCUCCGAGAUUCUAAUUUGGGCGAAAGAGCAAAAUGAAGAUUCAAGUCCAAACCUGACGAAGUUCACCGAGCACUUCAACAAAAUGUCCUACUGGGCACGUUCUUGCAUCUUGAAGCAGUGUGACGCGAAAGAUCGCGAACGAGUGGUGGUGAAAUUUAUCAAAAUUAUGAAGCACCUUCGCAAGAUCAACAAUUUUAAUUCUUACCUGGCCAUCCUGUCAGCACUGGAUUCUGCCCCGAUUCGCCGUCUCGAGUGGCAGAAGAACAUCACUGAGGGCCUCAAGGAGUACUGCGCCUUGAUAGAUAGCUCAUCGUCUUUUCGUGCAUACAGGCAAGCUCUGGCAGAGACAACACCACCAUGUAUUCCUUACAUUGGCCUGAUACUGCAAGACUUGACUUUCGUGCAUGUGGGGAACACCGAUUAUAUCACAGACUCCAUUGUGAACUUCACUAAAUGCUGGCAGCAGUUUCACAUUCUUGAGCCAAUGAGAUGCUUCAAGAAAAAGCCAUUUUCAUUUAAGCGCAAUGAGCAAAUCAUCGACUUUUUCAACAAUUUUGAAGACUACCUCUCAGAGGAUGCGAUGUGGGAGAUCUCUGAGAACAUCAAGCCACGUGCAGGCCAAAAGAAGAAAGACUACAGCUGAAGCACUUAUUAUUUACACUUUGCAUUUAUCAUGUGCAUCCCUUCAUGGUGCCUGCUUGCUUAGUUCAUUUACCAGACCAGCCCUUUCAGAGCACUGAGUGCUGUUUUAAGACCAGACUUAUUCAGUUUAUGUUUACUCAUGUUCAUUUCAUUAGUGCUCUUUUUUAUGCUUUUAUGAUGAUAGUUUUGAAGAUUUUUCUAUAAUCUAUGUAGUGUGCGGCUGUGACAGCUGUGGACCAUAUAGAGUGUUUUCUUUAUUAAGUCAUUAUAAAGCGAGGCAAUCACUGGUGCUUUUGCAGCCACCACAAGUUAGUAGUGCGAUGUCAACCUUCAGAGUGCAAUUAUUUUAUUAGAUUUCCUUGUUGUUGUAUAGGUGUGUUAGUAUUGCCAAUAAUUUAUUCUUGUCAUUUAGCUGUGUAAAAUUUAUCUUAAGGGCUCGCUUGCCCUUCCAGAUGUGAAAAGUAUGCAAGCCUCAAAGUGUUUUUUUUUACUUUUGAUUUAUAUAGUACUCUAUAUUUAUUGACCUGUAACCAUGCAAGACGUUUUCUUUUUUCCUGUACUUUACCAGACCUGGGACUACCGUUUAUACAACGUUGCCAAAAAAUGUGAGCCCUUCUAAGCAAAGCCUUUUGUCAAAGCAGUUUCAUGUAUGGGGCAGACCCAGCAGACUCAAACUUGUUGCCAUUGAAUUGUAUGCAUGGCACCCUAGUUAACUCUUUCCCUACCAUGGGGAAAAUAGGUGUUUUUUGUAUGUUAGGGCAGAUGUUUUUUCUGACGGAACUACUGCACUCAAUAUUUAAUGUAAUACAUAAACAGAAAGCAAAAUGAAUGCACUUUUCACGCAUAAAAGUUUUAUUAACUAGAUGUAUGUCAUAAAAAAAGAUAAAAAUUGUUAAAAUCAAGAUUGUGCGAUAAUAUUGAACAAGGUCUGUAUAGACACGCUUGUAUCUACUAAGAAAAAAAUGUUAGGAAAAUUACGAGAUAAGCAAAAUGUAUUAAUUAAAUUAAAUUAAUUAAAUUAUGGGGUUUUACGUGCCAAAACCAGUUCUGAUUAUGAGGCACGCCGUAGUGGGGGACUCCGGAAAUUUGGACCACCUAAGCAAAAUGUAUUGCCGUCUAUUAGGCACUAUCUCUGAAAAAAUCUAAAUUUUUAAUUGAACAGGUGUUCCGCUACAAAAAUUUAACUGCAAGCACUACAGUUGGGCGUACUGGGCUGCAGCCACCGAUAUUCCGGGCUGGUUUGCGUCGUUGUCGCUUUCAGACUGAAAGUCCAACGAAAGCUCUGCGUCCUCUGACUCGCUGCUAUUCAGUGUAUCGAUAAGAUCAGCCGCAGAGGCAGCGGAAUCGCGAUAUUUGCGAUCUCCCGAAGCGCGCGCGCCGUAUCCGGAGCCGGCCAUUUUUUCGUUCUCCUUUGACGAUCGCAAAACUUCUGAAUACGUUUAAAAAUCACUGCCUCGUGGAAAAAAUCGAACUGCUUAGAAAACUAAAAUAUAGUUCUCCUCCUUCACAUCCGAUAGCGCAGUAUGUCCGUGAGUGGUGCGGAAGGUCUCCAAAGCGGCGUUUCAAACCAUCGAUAGAGGGCUAACCAUGCCCAAUUGGCGCGGUACGGAAAGAGUUAAGGGGGCCCACAACGAUGGUGAGUUGACACAUUCUGUGGAUAAAGCAUGGAGCUGUGAUGAACAUAUUGCACAAGCUUUGUAGUUGUAGGCAGCACAUAAAGAUAGCGCCCCCUCUUCAUGUAGAGCCAUUUUUGACUCUGCUCUCCGGCGGCCAGCUAAUGUCGGGUUGUAAUGGCCCAUAGACACCAGCCAUUGGGUGACUGUUUCUUACCAUGACUUACCCGUGUGCAUAAUAUGCACAACCUUGCUGGUCUGUUAGGGAUUAGUACUAGGAAACGGAGAAGUGGUGGUUUUUAACGCGUCUCAUCACCGCUCUUUUGUUGCUCUUAGGAAGCUUUGUCCGAGGCCCUCCUUGUAAGGUUACCAUAAGCACACCACAGAAAAAAAGGAAAAGAAAGAUGCGAUGGGCAGGAAAAGGUUUUCAUGGCUUCUUUAAAGCUUCACCUGCCAUUUUCAAGUAAAGACAUUAGUGUUGAAGAAGAGGGAAAUAUGUAUGCAUGAAGCACCAUGUGCACCAGACCACAUGGUGUUUUCAGAGCACUGAAGUAGUGCAAAAGUUCAAUUUUCAUGCAGCUUCACCACAUAGCAUGGAACUUAAGUGUGCUAUGUGGUGAACAUGUGGCAGUAGCGCACCCAGGAUCUCUGCCAGGGGGGGGUUGACAGUUUGCCAAUACCAUCUAAACAGACACUAAUUUCAAUUUCUGCACGGGAAAUUGUCAAAAAAUGCGCUUUUUGCGAGUGUGCAGACGAUUGCGCAUCUUGCAUCUUAGUUGUAGUACUCAAAUGCGCAAGGAAAGACAAGGUGUUAAACAAAAGGGGUGGUUAAGUCGGCCUCAGGGGGGGGGUUACAACCCCUAAACACCCCCCCCCCCCCCCUGUCGGUGCGCCACUGACAUGUGGGGAAGUUAUGCACCGGUCCAUUGAAUUCUGGGAACAUUGUGUUAGCUGCUACGAAAUUUCACAUUUUCAUGGGCUCCCAUUGUACAACAAUUUUUGUAAUUGGGGAUACAUUUACAGGGUUCGUACAGAACAUUUGACUCAAAAUUCAAGCACAUUUCAAGGAUGCCGAAGGCAUAAUUCAAGGAGGGUGGAACAAGCCUGAUUCAUACAAAUACACUUAAAUAUAGAGAAAUGUCCUUCUUAGCUGCAAUUUAUUCCAGCUAAGCAGCUGCUGAGUUUGACACAUGCUUCAGGCUCUUCAGGUCGCUUUUCUAAGAUAACUUUCCCAUUGUCACUUCAUUUCUCCGAAUUCUUUUCCCUGUCACUCCCUAACCCUUUACCCCAGCUAUGAAGUAGCAAGCCAGAGUUCUCAUGCCGACCUCUCCACCUCUCAUUAAACUUCGCUGUGUCUCCCAUCGUAUUGACGUCAGUUGCAUUCUGACAUGGUGGUUAGUAGUGUAAGACUUCAGCCAAAGAUACGUGUCGUGUUAAAGUCAAAUGGCUGAAACUUAAUUUCCGCCUGGCAUUUUUAGAGCCUAGGGCUUGAAAAUGGAGCCAUGAUGGCUGUAGUGUGAACCAACUAGCAAAACAACAAUAUUGUGGCACGGCUUGCAUGGUCACUUGAUCUGGCUUUGUCUAGCUCCACGAUGGCAACAAUAAUUUAAACAAGCCUGUUGUUAGUGGCUGUAGACGCACCACAUUUCAAUCAUUUAAGUGACACUAUCUCAAAAGAAAAUAUCUAGAAUUAUUUCCCAAUAGACAGUGUCUAUAGCAUAGCCCCUAUGCAGAGUUUGUUACUUUGAAUGUUCAAGGGUUGCCCCCAACCACAGCAUUCAAGUAAUUCAAGGAAUACAUUUAUUUUAAAUAAGUUUAAGGGCUCUUCAAUCUCUUUACAAAUUCAAGGGGUUUCAAGUAUUUCAAGGAGGGGUACAAACCCUGAUUUGUCAUGGUUCUGAAGAAUGUCUUUUUUUCUUUUUCUUUUCCCUUGACAUAGCAGGUUUGAGUCUGCUGGGUUCCCUUGCUCAUGCAUCACAACCUCUUGUUGCAGUGCACAAAUGGAACCAAAACUGAACAGGAUACGGUGCUGUUAUCUAACUGUACUGACACACAAUGUAAUGAAAAUGAGAAGUUAUAUAGUGUGACCAUGUGCAGCUGUAAGAAUUGUACACUUAACUGUGAGUGUAGAAUGCCUUUUGCAUCCUUGUACACUAAUGCACAUAGGCCUUGUAACCAUGUUCAGUUUACUUUUGUUUCCAUUUACACGUUCAUUAAAGGGCCCCUCACCAGACCCCAUUGCAAAUUGGGUUAUACACUGGAAGUUGUACAGCGCCAUCUAGGGAGCAUUCUUAAUGGUAUAAUUUUUUAAGCCAGUUCAAUAUUGGAGAAGAUGGAAGAAAUUGAACUGUCCUGUUACCACGCUGCCAGGAGGCGAGCGCCACUGUCAACAGCGAGUUUUUCCCCCUUUGCCUCAACCGGAGCCGAGGGACCGCAUCGUGUUCACAUGAUGAUCCCCAUCUCCUCUGCUGCGCAGUACAUUUUCAGUGGCGGCAUCGCGCAUUCAUCAUUAUAUGACCAACCCAAAUUGCAUGCCAUUGUCGGUUAUGUUGCAAGCAGUGUGUCUUGUGUAGAGGAGAUGUGCAUGUAACCUUGACUCUGGCUUGAAGCGCUGCUCCCUUGAGAUGAGUGCACAGCCUUCUGUUUGAAGUUCGACUAUUUUUUCCACAUCACAGCCGUUUCAUACUUUGCAAGCACGAUUGCCACCGCGUGGUGAACCCAUCGCGCUUAUUUGUUUGCAGUACCCAAACCUGGUGAGGGGCUCUUUAAAAUUAGCAUGCUUUUCCCUUUCUGAUAACUGCUCUCACAUCUCGUAUGAGCUGCAUCUUGUGUGAGUUUGCAUGCAACAAAGCAAUGCUGCUGAUGUGACUACAAGAAGGCUGGGAGGGCGGGGAUAUUUCCAUGCUUGGCACUUUUAGGUGGUCGCUCAGACAGCGGGGCUUUAGAUCUCGGGAGCCAGGCAGUUGACUGAAUCUUUCAUGACCAAGGAAGACAAGGCGGUAUGGUGCAAUGUCAGUCGGCAAUUGUUCAGCCAAAAACAUGCACUGGUAGCUAUGUAAUGUCAGCUACGCUUUAUUACUUAAUUUUUUAGCUGCACUCAGGGAAGUGCGACAUUUUGUCUGCUUUAAUCAGCUGUUACAUAUGUAGAAAUGCUCCAAUUUGAGUUAUGCUAAAAGAUGCAAUGUGCAGGUUUUAGCUAUUAUAAGUUUAUUGAAAUUUUAGCAAACAGCUUGUUCAUUUGCAUUUUGUAAAUGAUUUAAUGAUUUAGUGCUGUGUGGUAAUGAGCUUUGAGCAAAGAUUACUUAAAUUCAUAGGAUGUGCUAGAACCGGGUCUCAUUUCAGUCUUGAGAGUGCUACAGUGUGUAUUCUUAAUUCUGCCAUUUAUGUUGUGUGUGCUGUAACAGUGAAAAUGCCAGGCCAGUGUCUACAGUGCCGUUUUCUCUGCAUGUUUUGCCCCCUUUGUUCCAAAUUAACCUAAACAUUACCUUUAUGGUAGCUGAUUUUAAUUGGCAGCCAUGCAUGAUUCCCCCCCCCCCCCCCCCCAAGAUAAAAGAUAACCAAGGCCCGGUUUUUAUAGUUCCACUUGCUUAUUAAAGCAAAGAUGUCAUAGUGUUGUUUUGGAGCAUUAAAUUAUUCCUGCCCCUUAGCAACAAAGUAUGGUUGAACCUCGUUAUACCAAACAUGAAUAUGGUAUCAAACUAUUGCUAAUGUCAGAACUAAUACUUUGAUAUUGGUCUUGAGAUUUUAUUAAGUACAUGUAUUUUAAUUUUUGUAUACCAAAUCUGCUGGGGCAUAUUAUGGAUACAAUGGAUUCUUCAGUAGAACAGGCGGGCACUGAACACAUGCAGCAGUGCUUCGGUGAAGCACAUGGCCAGCAGCUGUCAUACAGCCGGCAUAUGUGACUCUCCCUGUGUGAUUCCAAUGCUGGCAAGCAUCAUUGUGUGCAUAGCAAGGUGUAUCAAUAUGGCAACGCGAAGGCUCAGAAAUGGCCUCCAUGGUCUCCGAGAUCACACUGCCUGAUCACGGAGCCCAUGGCUCAGUAGCCACGCUCGCUGGUCCUUCAUGCAUCUAGGUGCAGCAAGUCAUCUUAUCGUCUGGAAUACAAGGUUCCAGUGUGUGUGUAUAUAUAACAGGUGUGACGAUGUAAACUUUAAAGCUGAGAAGCACUGCUCCUGUUUCAGCUGCAUGAGAAGAAUUUGGAAUUGAGAGGCUGGAUAUUCAAGUCAAGUAGCUACCAUAUGAAACCAUAGGCACUAAAGCCAAGGAAAGCAUAGAGAAAAUAAACUUCUUUUGCUUAAUUUAACUAGCCAUUAAUUAAAUUUGUGUUAGUACCUUAAUAGUGUUAAUAAAUGAAAAGGAAAUGAAAGUGAAAGACAACUUGACACCAGUGGAAGCCAAACUCAUAGCUUGAGCUAGACACAACCACAUAUGUAAUGUGUAAGCAGAGAAGUGGAGUGGGUACAUGUCAUGCAGAGGCUGUGUGUAUGGCUCCAGGUAGUGGCAAGUUGUCUUUCCUUCCACUUUUGUUGACUUUUCACUUGUUAAUAUUUAUGGAAAUCAUGACAAACUGUGCUCUUUUUGUAUUCAGUGGCUGUUCGUUUCUAAUUCUGUGGUUAUCUACUCAGUUUAAUGAGGUACCCUGCUCUAAACAGUUUUAAAAAAGUGAAGCAGUCUAUUUGGUGCUUCACAACAUGCCGGGUAUGACAAUACCUCAUGUUGACAGUGGGAAUGUUUAGUACAAGGCGAGGUGCAAAGUGCAAGGCCACGCACUCCUCAGUACCAGUCCCUCUGCUUUAACAUGGAUGCAGAAGCAGUCAUGGUACACCCACUUGCAGUGGCUUGCUUGCUUACAGUCAGUGUAAGCAAGCAAGCUCAUUCACAAUCAGCUCAUUGUCAUCAAAAGUGUUUACCAACCAGAAGUACUGAGGCACAACAUUGAGCGCAACAGCCUGAUGGCACAUUGUGUCACAUCACCUGCAACCAUUUUCUUGCAUGUGGUUUGACAGACAAACGACGAAAGGGUGACAGAAAUCCCUGUCGCAUCACCCGGUUGCAUUGCUCACCUUCUCGCACACCAAGUGCUUUCCAUUUUCGUGGUAAUUGCCGACUGAAUCGAGCCAAUCUCAAUUCAACUUAUAAGAUAAAUUUGUAUAUCAUAUUUUGGCUACAGCAAACUUCACACAAUUAUAUUUGUUGUACUCUUUGUUAUAACGAGGUUCGACUGAGUGCAGGCCAGCCAUUUCUUAAUACAGUGAAUUGUGGCUGUGGUUGAGCUGAUAUAAGAUACAGUGGCUUCUUUAACUAUGAACAUUGCAAUUGUGAAAUGGUGGUUCAUGCAGCAAGACUUCCACAUAUUGUUGAGCCCACUUAUAGAUUUCCUCCACUCUUCAACAUCACAAAGAUUGGUGUCUGCCAUUGCCUCUCAUUACAAAUGCGUCACCACUGGUUAUGGCAGGUGCAUGAGCUUUUUCUAGUCUAAUCAUUCUAAGCUUCUUAUCACAAAAAGAAAAAAAAAACUGUUCAAGUCACAAAAUAAAAAAAAAAAAAAGCUGCCUAAGCUGCAGGGUUAU
Molecule: messenger RNA, 10595 nt
Organism: Dermacentor silvarum
Lineage: Eukaryota; Metazoa; Arthropoda; Arachnida; Ixodida; Ixodidae
Gene: C3G
Product: guanine nucleotide-releasing factor 2
Exons: 21
Coding region: 198-3413 (1071 amino acids)
Biological process (GO): positive regulation of GTPase activity; Ras protein signal transduction
Cellular component (GO): plasma membrane
Molecular function (GO): guanyl-nucleotide exchange factor activity
Source: RefSeq, a predicted model, not a curated record